UGUAAAUUUUGUAAUUUUUCAGUAUUUUUAUUUUUGAUACUCUUUAUUUACGAUAUAAAACAUGAGUAAAGCACUAAGCAAUAAUGGUUUGAUAAUUUACAUGUACUCCUUAUGUUGUGUGUAUAGUUUUUGUUGGGUAAUUUAAUAAACAGCACUGAAGCCUUUGAAACUGUAUUGCUUGAGCACUGACUGCUAAUUUUACCGUGUUGUUUUGUGUUGUGAAGCCUGUAGUGUCCUCAGAAAUAACAUAAGUAGUAGUGGUGGUAGUGGCCGGGUGCUGUGUGUUGUAUCUGCGUAACCAUGCCAAACCUUACUAGCACCAUUAAUCUUAACAAGCACAUGGACGACGCUGUGAAGGGUGGCUUGAAAGAAUGCCGUGUAGUGCUGGAGAGUAUAAAACUUACUUCUGCUUCAGAAAUGGACCAGGAGAUGUCGGAUACAGGUCUGAGGAAGAGCGGGAGACAAAGGAAACAACCUAAAAAGUUUGGGGAGUUUGUUGAAGGCACGAGGCAGCGCAGGGCUCAGGUUCUCAGCUCUGAUGAAGAAGAGCUUAGUGACUUUGAUGGGGAAGUGUGUCCUCAAAAGCCUUCAGCCCUGUUCAGCAAUGAUGAUGUGGAAGGCCAAGACAUGUUCAAGUUUAAGUCGCGGCACACAAAGCAUGACCUACAGAACAUGGUUAAGUUAGCCAUUUCCAACUCCCCCAAGGUAGACACUCCAUUGAAAACCCCCAGAAAAAGCCUUCUGAAGGGGACUGCUAGUCCAUUUGGUAAAAUAUGUGAGGCCACUCCAAAACAAGUUAAGGAUAUUAUGAAGAAGAGAAUCAUCAAAGAGGUGGACAGCGACAGUGCAGACAGUGACUUCUCGGCCAGCAGCAGUGACUUUGUACCCGAGGGGAGUGACCAUGAGAGUGCAGCAUCUUCGCAGUCAGGCAGUGGCUCCGAGGACUCCUCCCCGCGCGCCCCGCCCCCGCCCCCGCCCCGCGGCCGCCGCGCGCCGCAACGGAAUAAGAAUAAAGACUCGGAGUAUAUUGUUACUCCUGAUAACUAUUUCAUGAUGAACUCUAGUAAGAAGAUAGUAACCUCAGACCACACGCUCGAGAGACUCAAAAACUUCAACCUAAAUGAUAACAUGGAGCAGCAACAAGAUAUCCUGAUGUCAGCCGAGCACCGGCUGAAAGUCACCGAGCUGAACACUUACUACGAACAACUGUUUGACAAGUGGCUCUAUGUACUGAGUGAAAACUACAAUAUUGUGCUCUACGGGGUGGGAUCCAAAAGAUCCGUUCUACACAGAUUUCAGGAACAAAUGUUACAGGAUUAUCCGUGUAUAGUUGUCAAUGGAUUCUUCCCCAGUUUAACAAUGAAGAAUAUUCUAGAAUCUAUAGUUAUUGAUCUGCUGGAGUACACACAUGUGCCCUCGAAUAUUGGAGAUGUGGUGAAUCUGAUUGAUACGCAGUUGACAGAGAAUGGGAUAGAGUUGUUCCUGAUUAUUCAUAAUAUUGAUGGGGCGAUGUUAAGGAAUUCGAAGGCUCAAGCCAUGCUGGCGUGUUUGUCGCAGAUUAGAAACGUUCACACGCUGGCCAGUAUUGAUCACAUCAAUGCGCCGUUAUUGUGGGACCACUCCAAGCUCAGCAAGUUCAACUUCACCUGGUGGGAUACCACCACCUUCAUUCCCUACACCGAAGAGACUUCCUUCGAGACUUCCCUGAUGUCUCACCGAAGCGGCGCGCUUCAGUUGUCGUCUCUUAGGAGUGUUUACGCGUCACUUACCACUAAUGCGAAGGGAAUAUUUAAUAUUAUUAUACAGCAUCAGCUGGAUAAUGAUAAGCAGGCGCAUUAUCAAGGCCUCCCAUUCCGCGACCUCUACUCCAAGUCCCGGGAGCAGUUCCUCGUGAGCUCGGACGUGGCGCUCCGAGCACAGCUCACCGAGUUCCUCGACCAUCGCCUCGUCCGGACCAAAAGAAGCUACGAUGGAAGUGAGAAUCUUGUUAUACCGAUCGAGAAUGGACUGUUGCAGCAGUUCUUGGAACAGCAGAAUAGCUAGUGACGUCUAGUAAUUUGUUGAUUGCCUUCUGUUCUAACAUUUGCGGGGUUUACACAAUAAAGCAAGUUAUGAUGGGAGUGAGAACCUGGUGAUACCCAUCGAGAAUGGACUGUUGCAGCAGUUCUUGGAACAGCAGAAUAGCUAGUAACGUCUGGUGAUUUUUAGAUUGCCUUUUAUUCCAACCUUUAAGCAGGGUUUACACGAUAACAGUACGCUCCGUUCUAGCCAACUUGUAUGGAAAUGUCUGAUCACGUGAUCUGUUGUUCGGCCCGAGCGUUAAUGUGAAAUCCCAGCUUUGAUUAUUGUAAGAGUGAGUCGAUUGUAUUCUUUAAAUGUAUUGUUGCAUCCAGCAGCGGACGAUUUCGGGCUGAUGACAAUAUGGUGAACUGAGGCCGUAUUGUGUUUAUUACUGUAGUAUCUGUUGUUUUAAUCUUAAAUUGUAGUACCUAAGUAUCAAUAAUUGAAAAUGAGUUUUGUUAAAUGGAUUAGAUAAGGAUAGGUUGUUAGGAGCGGAUAAUUGUUAAACAUGAUUUUAAGGUUAAUUUAUUGUGUUCAAGUUGUGAUCUGAAAUAAAACGCUACUUUGUA
Molecule: messenger RNA, 2630 nt
Organism: Plutella xylostella (diamondback moth)
Lineage: Eukaryota; Metazoa; Arthropoda; Insecta; Lepidoptera; Plutellidae
Gene: Orc2
Product: origin recognition complex subunit 2
Biological process (GO): DNA replication
Cellular component (GO): nucleus; nuclear origin of replication recognition complex
Molecular function (GO): DNA replication origin binding
Source: RefSeq, a predicted model, not a curated record